Molecule: messenger RNA, 543 nt
Organism: Papaver somniferum (opium poppy)
Lineage: Eukaryota; Viridiplantae; Streptophyta; Magnoliopsida; Ranunculales; Papaveraceae
Exons: 1
Coding region: 141-347 (68 amino acids)
Source: RefSeq, a predicted model, not a curated record
CCAUCUCCAUUAUUAUGGUUCCCCUUCUUCUACUUCAUCUUCUACAUUUUCAAUCUCUUCAUUAAACAUCCCUAUUUUACUUGCUUGAGAGACGUAAACAGCUAAAGAUCCAGAGAGCUGCAAGUGUUUACCGCCUGAGUAUGGCGGAUUGGGGGCCUGUGGUGAUAGCGGUGCUGCUGUUUGUCUUGUUGUCACCAGGGUUACUUUUUCAGAUACCUUCUAAAGAGAACCUUGUUGGUUUUGCAACUAUGAAGACAAGUGGUAUAUCCAUUUUCAUACACACUUUCAUCUUCUUUGGUAUAAUGGUUCUCUUCACCGUUAUCGUCGGUGUUCAUAUCAACAUAUGACAGAAAAAGAGAAAAUUAAUCACAAGCAGAGACCGGCAAGCAAGGGGAUGAUGGUGAUAAUGGUUAGGAUAAUAAUAAACCUCUGUAAUUCUAAUUAUGUCAAAGUAUAUACAGUUAUUAGCUACAAUUCGUCAGUGUUUUCUGUGUACUUGUGUUUAAUCCUUCAAUCAACAUUUUUCAUCUUAAUUGUGUACUA